AUGCUGGAAGCGAGUAAACCUACUGAAGAAAUAGAUGUUAUAAUCAGAGUCCCAUUAAUAAGGAGGUCAGUAUUAGUUCUGUAUGGGGAAGCAAGGUAUCAUUGGGAGCACUUUGUUUUACGUGAAGAUAUCAUUUCUAGGAGGGUUUGCAUUGCCUACAGGGAAUUCACACCGCCAUACCUAGCCAAUGGUGUUCACUCUGAGACAGGAAAUGAGAUAACAAGAAGAGCAAAACACUUUUGGGAUCAUACAAAAAAGAAACAAGAAAACAACAUUAAAGAAUUACAACAGAGGUGUGAUGAAUUACUAUUG
Messenger RNA from Iphiclides podalirius (scarce swallowtail), 312 nucleotides. The record is from the annotation of a GenBank genome assembly. NCBI's taxonomy places the organism in Eukaryota, Metazoa, Arthropoda, Insecta, Lepidoptera, Papilionidae.